AUGAGUGUUCGGGUCGUCGCACGUAUUCGACCUCUGCUUAAGUCGGAGCGCGACUUAGACGUCAUCCUUCGCACUGGCCCGUCUGCACAUGGUGCCGACAAGAAGACCACCACACAAGAGAAAGGAGCAUUGGCAACACUGAGGGAUAGGGAUACUGUAGUACGGAUCCCGAACCCAAAGAACGAGAGCGAAGAAUACUCUUUCCAGUUCAAUGCUGUCUACGAGGCGGAAGCCACACAGCAGGAGCUGUAUGAGGCCGAGGUCGCACCAACCGUCAAACACCUCUUCAACGGGUUCGAUGUCACACUUUUCGCAUACGGAGUAACGGGUACAGGGAAGACGCAUACCAUGCGAGGCGGUAAAAGCCUGGUUGACAGAGGCGUCAUUCCUCGUCUCCUCAGCAGCAUAUACAGGCGCAGCCGGAAAAUGGAGAAGGAAAGCAGUGGCGAAACCACGGUCAACGUCUCUUUGAGUUAUUACGAGAUCUACAACGACAAGGUUUUCGACCUGUUCGAGCCUCCAGAAAAGAGAACAUUGGCAGGUCUCCCCCUCCGUGAUAAUGGAGGCAAGACUGUAGUUGUCGGCCUGACGGAGAGACCAUGCCACAACCUCAAGGAAUUUGAGACAUUGUAUGACCAAGCAAACAUCAACCGAUCGACGUCUGCCACCAAGCUAAAUGCCCACUCAUCACGCUCUCACGCCAUCCUCUGUGUGCGCGUAACAGUGAGCACUGGCGACAAAACCUGCGUCAGCACUGCAUCGGCCAUUGAUCUCGCCGGCUCGGAGGACAACCGUCGGACUGACAAUGACAAGGAGCGCAUGGUCGAAUCUGCCAGUAUCAACAAGAGUCUAUUUGUUCUCGCUCAGUGCGUGGAGGCGAUCAGCAAGAAGCACUCCAGAAUUCCAUACCGCGAAUCGAAAAUGACUCGGAUUCUCUCUUUGGGCCAGAACAAUGGGCUGACGGUCAUGAUCUUGAACCUCGCCCCUGUCAAAUCCUAUCACCUGGAUACAAUCAGCUCCCUCAACUUCGCCAACCGAACGAAGAAGAUUGAGGUGCGCGAAGUGGAGAACGAACCCAUCUUCAAGGGACCUCCCAGGCCGGUGGCACGGCCUUCAAUCAUGGGCACGCUGCGACAACCCCUACGCCCUCUAACUGCAUCUGUCAACGUAAACUUAACCACAACGGCAGCCAAAGACGCUGCAAACCCCGGCGAAAAGCCCCUGAAAGCAUUCCACGUCUACUCCGACAAGUCACAACCGCGAUACUCCACCCAGUUCAAGAAGCCCGAUUUACCAAAGCGUACUUCUCUCAGCGCCGAUACUACCGCUCGAAUCACGAAACAGCCCAUGCGUCUCGCACAACCGACUCAUCAGCAGCCCCUGAAGCAACUUGAGGACUUCUCAGCCGCUAGGAUUGAGGAGAUGGUUGAGAGAAAAGUCGAGGAAAUCCUCGCUGUGCGAGCGGUCAGCGAGCAGUCACGACAGACGCAAGUUCGCGAGCUCAAUGAGCAAGUGCAACGCCGCCUGGAGCUUCUCGAGCAACGAAUUGAGGGAUCGGAGGAUGCGCGCGCGGAGGGUCUAUCAUACCUUCUCAUGGCCAAACAGCAUCAAGGCCGUGGUGAGGACAACUUUGCUCUCAAGAUGUACCAAUUGGCACUUCCAUUCUUCCCCAAUAACGAGAAGUUAGCUCGGAAGAUUGCCACUCUGAAGGAACGUAUCCACGGCAAAUCCCACACGGAAGCCCCAGCUGUCGACCCGACUAGCAGCACCGUCAACCCUCACCCCGGCAAGCGCGACUUCGGAAGUAUGCUGUCCCUCAAGAAGCAACCCGCCGCCCAAACAACUUUCGGACGCACCAAUGCAGACGAUUCUGACGCAGACUAUGAGCCUGCCGACGACGAAGAUACCCAGAAAGUAGUGAAUCAAGACGAAGAAAUCGAGGAAAUCGAGGUCGACCUCGAAGAGAUCGCCCAUGCCCGCCGGCGGAAGCGCACCCGCACUAAAACGACUAUCGAUAUGGGUGAAGAAUUCGAGCCUCCAUCCCCACGAACUAUCCACCUCCUCUCCAUUAUCAACUCCCGUGAUGUGAGUCAGAUCAAGCUCCUGAAAGGCGUGGGGGUCAAAAAGGCCGAGGCCAUCGUCGACUGUCUCUGCGAGAUGGAUCAGCAUGUCGAGAGCCCGGAGCAAGAGCAAGAGCAAGCCGCAGCAGCUCAGGUGCACAUCCACAGUCUUGCAGAGUUGAGCAAGUUGAAGGGAGUGGGGAUGAAGAGUGUUCAGAGCAUGCGCAAUGGCGUUUUGGUUUAG
Aspergillus aculeatus ATCC 16872 is the source of this 2304-nucleotide messenger RNA. RefSeq names its product kinesin family protein. Lineage: Eukaryota; Fungi; Ascomycota; Eurotiomycetes; Eurotiales; Aspergillaceae. Gene Ontology annotation, biological process: microtubule-based movement. The transcript has 3 exons. The record is from RefSeq and is a predicted model, not a curated record. Gene Ontology annotation, cellular component: kinesin complex; microtubule. Bases 1 to 2304 code for a protein of 767 amino acids. Gene Ontology annotation, molecular function: ATP binding; microtubule binding; ATP hydrolysis activity.